Myxocyprinus asiaticus (Chinese sucker) is the source of this 3917-nucleotide messenger RNA. RefSeq names its product solute carrier family 51 subunit beta. Lineage: Eukaryota; Metazoa; Chordata; Actinopteri; Cypriniformes; Catostomidae. Gene Ontology annotation, molecular function: protein heterodimerization activity; transmembrane transporter activity. The transcript has 7 exons. Gene Ontology annotation, cellular component: plasma membrane. The record is from RefSeq and is a predicted model, not a curated record. Gene Ontology annotation, biological process: bile acid and bile salt transport. Bases 157 to 1080 code for a protein of 307 amino acids.
CAACAUGUGUAAUCGUUCUUUCUGUUCUAUCUUACGCCCACCUCUGAAGCUGUGCUCUUUAGGAAAGUUCAAAACCUUGCACAAUUUCAUCCCUUGGCAAGCUGACGUGUAAUAACACUGGAUGUGCAGGCUGUGUGAACACAGAAUUACUGAGCAAUGCUGAUGUGGUGGAUAGCAUUAACCCUAACAUGGCCAGGCACAAACAGCUUCAUGAUUCACAACAAAAAGGAAAGCCUGUGUCUAGAGGACUCUAAUGAAGGAGAAGUUCAGCUACAGAGAUGCAAUCAGGACUCAGUCCACCAGCAGUGGAUUUGGACGGAUAGCUGGUUUCUUGUAAACGCAGGCACCUUGAGAUGUCUCUCUGCUGCCCACAGUGACCCAGUCCAAACAAUUACUUGUACUUCUGGUGACCAAUUCAUAUGGCAGUGCAAAGCUCAACAGCUCAUCAGCCUGUCCAAUUCCUUGGUAUUGAGCGCAGAAGGUGGAAAACUUAGUCUAAAUAGGGGUGAACACAACAAGUGGAAGUCUCUGGACGUGGAUGAUAUCUGUCAGGACAAACUGAGAUCCAGAAGGCAAAGUGAGACAGAUGAAUUUGGCUUUGCUGAAACGGAAGGGCCGCCUGCCCCACAGGGAAUGUCGGAGGCACAGAUGAGGUUUUUACAGUGGUAUUACCGCACAGAAGACCCAACAACGUGGAAGUUUGCCAUGUUAGCAUUUGCUUUUCUGGGUCUUCUGAUUGGCUGUAUGCUGCUGGUGAUGGCCAUGAUGGCUAGUAGGAACAGGAAACAAAUAGCCAAGUACAAAGCAUCCAUAAAAGUUAAAGAAGUGAAUUCUGAAAUGGAGGAGCUGCAGGUCAUUAUCACUGAUAAGGUUACAGAAGUCAAAGAGGAGAAACCCUCUUCCACAACCCCGAUGCAGAACAGCCAUACAGAUUGGGAAGAGUCUUCAGACAAUGUUAAAGUCACAGAGGAACUGAGGCCUGGUGAAAUUUUGGUGACCUGGAAAGACGGGAACGUGUCAACUCUGUAUCCAGAACCUGUACAGGAGGGGGAAGGUGAGGAGGAAGAGGUCCUAAGCUGAGGCAACAUCAACAUCUCACUUAAGGGUCUAGACAUGGAGACUCUUCCCCAAAACACCCCCAUUGAACAGCUCCAUCUGAGGCUCCUACAUUAUCAUUUGGACCAUUCACAAAUUAUCUAUUAGUCCUACUGCUUGUCUUCUUCAUCUGUUUUACUGUAUAAAACCAACUUAUGUUAUGACUAGGACGGAAGAGAAAAACUCAUCCUUUGAAAAGACGAGAUCUGAUUAGUUGAGGAAUAUUCAGAGGUCAACCAAUUUAGUAUAAUCAAUUUCAUUAUUUCAUUUCAUUUCAUCACAUUCAUGCAUAAAUUAAUUUCAGUUUUACAGCUGAAGACAGAAGUUUACAUACACCUUAGCCAAAUAUAUUUAAACUCAGUUUUUGAAAAUUCCUGACAUUUACAGUAAUCGUAGAAAACAUUCUUAGGUCAGUUAGGAUCACUACUGUAUUUUAAGAAUGUGAAAUGUCAGAAAAAUAGUAGGGAGAAUUAUUUCUUUCAGCUUUUAUUUCUUUCAUCACAUUCCCUGUGGUUCAGAAUUUUACAUACAAUUGGUUAGUAUUUGGUAGCAUUGCCUUUAAAUUGUUUAACUUGGGUCAAACAUUUUGGGUAGCCUUCCACAAGCUUCUCACAAUAAGUUGUUGGAAUUUUGGCCCAUUCCUCCAGACAGAACUGGUGUAACUGAGUCAGGUUUGUAGGCCUAUCGGAUUGAGGUCAGGGCUUUGUGAUGGCCACUCCAAUACCUUGACUUUGUUGUCCUUAAGCCAUUUUGCCACAGGUAUGCUUGGAGUCAUUGUCCAUUUGGAAGACCCAUUUGCGACUGAGCUUUAACUUCAUGGCUGAUGUCUUGAGAUGUUGCUUCAAUAUAUCCUCAUUUUUGCACCAGUCCCUCCUGCAGCAAAGCACCCCCACAACAUGAUGCUGCUACCCCCAUGCUUCACGGUUGGGAUGGUGUUCUUCAGCUUGCAAGCCUCACCCUUUUUCCUCCAAACAUAACGAUGGUCAUUAUGGCCAAAAAGUUCAAUUUUUGUCACAUCAGGCCUGAAGAUCUUUGUCCCCAUGUGCACUUGCAAACUGUAGUCUGGCUUUUUUAUGGAGGUUUUGGAGCAUUGGCUUCUUCCUUGCUGAGCAGCCUUUCAGGUUAUGUCGAUAUAGGACUCGUUUUACUGUGGAUAGUGAUACUUGUCUACCUGUUUCUUCCAGCAUCUUCACAAGGUCCUUUGCUGUUGUUCUGGGAUUGAUUUGCACUUUUUGCACCAAACUACGUUCAUCUCUAGGAUACAGAAUGCGUCUCCUUCCUGAGCGGUAUGAUGGCUGCAUGGUCCCAUGGUAUUUAUACUUCUGUACUAUUGUUUGUACAGAUGAACGUGGUACCUUCAGGUGUUUGGAAAUUGCUCCCAAGGAUGAACCAGACUUGUGGAGGUCCACAAUUUUUUUCUGAGGUCUUGGCUGAUUUCUUUUGAUUUUCCCAUGAUGUCAAGCAAAGAGGCACUGAGUUUGAAGGUAGGCCUUAAAAUACAUCCACAGGUACACCUCCAAUUCAGUACACCUCCUAUCAGAAGCUAAUUGGCUAAUAGUCUAAAGGCUUGACAUCAUUUUCUGGAAUUUUCCAAGCUGCUAAAAGGCACAGUUAACUUAGUGUAUGUACACUUCUGACCCAUUGGAAUUGUGAUAUAGUCAAUUAAAAGUGAAACAAUCUGUCUUUAAACAAUUGUUGAAAAAAUUAUUUGUGUCAUGCACAAAGUAGAUGUCCUAAACAACUUGCCAAAACUAUAGUUUGCUAAUUUUAGAUCUCUGGACUGGUUAAAAAAUGAGUUUUAAUGACUUCAACCUAAGUGUAUGUAAACUUCUGACUUUAACAGUAUAUAUAAUAUGCAUUUCAAUUACAUCUUAAAGGCAUUCUAACCCACAAUCAAUAUGUACAUUUAUAAUGCAUAGUUCAAAAAUAACUUUGCUAUGACUUUUAAAGCAAUGUGUAUUAUUUGGGUGACAUUUUACAAGGUUCUAUUUGUUAACAUUAGUAAAUGCAUUAGGUAUCACGAACCAUCAAUGAACACUGUAUUUUGGUAACACUUUACAAUAAGGUUCCAUUUGUUAACAUUAGUUAACACAUUAGGUAUCAAGAACUAACAGUGAACAAUAUUUUUUUAUAGCAUUUAUUAAUCUUAGUUAAUGUUAGUUAAUCAUAGUGCAUUAACUAAUGGUAACACAUAAAUGUUUUGAUUUUAAAAAUGUAUUACUAUAUGUUGAAAUUAACAUUAACCAAGUUUAAUAAAUGCUGUAAAAGUAUUGUUCAUUGUUUGUUCAUUUUAACUAAUGUUACUAAUGGAACCUUUUUGUAAAGUGUUACAGAUUUUUUUACAGCAUUUAUUAUUAUAUAACACAAAUAACUAUUAUUCAUCACUUAUCAACAUAUGCAAUCUUUAAGUGUAAAAAUGUAUUAGUAUUUGUGGAAAUGAACAUUAACCAAUAUUAAUAAAUGAAGUAAAAAAUAUAUUAUUCAUUGUUAGUUCAUGUUAACUAUUGCGUCCACAAAUGUUAACAAAUACAACCUUAUUGUAAAGUGUUAGCAUUAUUUGUUAUAGUAAAAAAAAAUUAUUUUAAAGUGCUGCAUCUGAUUUGAGCUAAAAGAAAAAAAAAUUACUGUGAUUUGUUACAAAAGAUAAUCCUAUAUGUAAUGUACUUCUAACUUUUCUUGUCAUGCUGUCCAUGUAACGGUACAUUGUAAGUUAUUCUCCUCUUUAACACAUUUCUACAUCUCCUCAUGUGAUAUAUUAUAAAUGUGGUAAUUCAAACAUGUUUAAUCAACAUUAAACUUUUUUGUUACAGUCUAGCAAGUAA